Molecule: messenger RNA, 621 nt
Organism: Microsporum canis CBS 113480
Lineage: Eukaryota; Fungi; Ascomycota; Eurotiomycetes; Onygenales; Arthrodermataceae
Exons: 2
Coding region: 1-621 (206 amino acids)
Source: RefSeq, a predicted model, not a curated record
AUGGAUUCCGAUCGACUCUACAAUAUCACACGCGCUGGCGUCCAGAUCCUCAAGUUGCUUCAUAAAACUGAGUUCACUCGUGUCUUUCAAGUAACUGUACGGGGGCUUACUUGCAUCAUGAAAGUGGUAUUAUACAGCUCGUCUGAGACCCCUGUUCUGCACUUAUACAUUUACUACUCAAGAAUGUUAUGUAUCCAAUAUCAUUACUUUUGCAGUUGCAAGGGAUUGAACGAUACACAUGGGACGCGAAUGAAGUUCCAUGGGCUAUGCAAAGCAGGAGUAAUUCCGGACUUUUAUGGUCAGAUAGACAAGCUGGAUCCGAAAGUAUGGGCGCCGCAUCUUGACACAUUCGCGGAAGAUGAGCUGUUGCCGCAUGCUAUUUUCAUUGAGUGCAUUCCUGGCCUGAAGAUGAUUGAUCUUUCUACUUUCUCGGAAUUUCGACUGGCUCAGCUACGGCCGAUACUUAAAGAUAUUCACCGUUGCAGAGUUUUGCAUGGAGACAUAUAUCCAAGGAACAUGAUGGUUCAAGAGGGAUCAAAUUUCGCUUUACCAAAUCAGAGAAAGGGCCACGAACUCGGUAAGAUCAAAGAGAGUUGGAACUACUAUUAUGAAUAUAACUGA